UUCGAACAUCUGAGGUGAAAUGAGUUUUUCUGAGGUGAAGUACGUUUUGGUAUGAAAAGCACACAGGCGUUGUUUGCAUUGUAACUGCAGUACUGUUUGCGGGUGAACAGAGCCGAAGAUGAACUCCGCAUUGAAGCAUUGGAAGGAGGCUGCGACAGUCAUUCUGGCUGCUCGGACUGGGUGUAACGUCAAACCUUCUGUUAUUAACAGUUUGAAAACAAGAGAAAUCCCUUCGCCUCCUAACUUUACCAAAUCGGACUUGCCACACAAGCCCGUUUUUGAUUAUGAGGUCUUGUUGAUGAAGCGAAGCUCCAAAGCCGGGUUUAUGCCCAAUGUUUACGUUUUCCCUGGUGGUGUAGUUGAGCCAUCGGAUUUUUCCAGCGAUUGGCUUGAGACUUUUAAAUCGUUCCGACACUGGCCAAAUUUUGGUUUGGGUUUGGUAAAACAGCCUCCGGAGACAAGACCGCCUAUUUUUGCAACGAACAGACGAGAACUUGGGUCUCCUAUUCCAAGUGUAGUUGCGUUGAGGAUAUGCGCCGUGCGAGAGACAUUUGAAGAGUCUGGAAUACUACUGGUUGUUCCUAAAAACGAGGAGAAUAAUAUUGACUUCAUGAGCCAUCGUGGAGGAGGCAAUAAUUCGACUUCGCUCACAAGGCUACAUGAACUUUUGGAUAAGCGUGAAUUGGCUAGGUGGAGGGCUUUGGUAACUGAGAAUCCUUUUAAUUUUAUCCGUAUGUGUAGAGAACUGGACUGUAUGCCCAAUAUAUGGGCCAUGCAUGAGUGGGGGAAUUGGUUGACCCCAUUAUUCUUCGACACAAAACGGAGGUACGACACUGCCUCUUUCAUUUGCUGCCUGCAAGAGGUCCCAUAUACCGCCCAAGAUGAAAAGGAAAUAGUAAAUUUUAAGUGGUCUACUCCGUCUGAAGUACUGCAGCGAUUCCCGACCCGGGAGCUCCUUAUAACGAUACCACAGAUCUAUGAACUGGGCCGGAUGUGUCACUACCCGCAGCUGCAGGAGCUGCACAGCUUUGCCGGGAUGAGAGCCGCGGAGGGCUGUGAGCAGUUACUGGGUGUAGAACUGGCGUGUGUUGACUGUGACAUAUAUCUUCUGCCAGGUGACACCCUGUACCCUGAAAAUGUGGAGCUGUCGGAGGAAAGAGGAGCGAUGUUGAGCACAGAGAAGAGUUAUGAGCAGCUGCAGCAGGAGAGCGCCGCUCUGCACCGCCUGGUGUACUUCGACCUUUACACCGUCGCCGUCCACAUGAACAUCACGCCCAAGUACAAGCACCUGCGGCCCAUCGGGGCCCCCUCUCAGACCCACUCCCCCAGGCCCAAGAGCCGGCUCUGAGCCUCGUGCCAAAAGAUGAACAUGAAACUGAAGGUGGCCAGAGCACAGGCCUGGCAGAGCAUCAGGAGGGAAGAUACCCUGUGUCUGGUCAUAUCUGUGGGUCGCAGACUUUGUGUUUAUCCCAAACCUAUUGGAGUGCACUGCUUGGGGGAAACCGCAUAAAAUUGUAAUUAUUCCAGUUUGUAUUUUUUUACCUGAAAUUAUUAUUUUUCACCUUUUGGAUACUGGGUAAGUCCAAAUAUUUUGGAAGGGUUUGACAUCAAAACUUGUUUUCUAUAAUAAAAAAAGGAAUACAUAGUUGCAUUAAAAUGAUC
This is a messenger RNA of Conger conger (European conger), 1662 nucleotides long. RefSeq names its product acyl-coenzyme A diphosphatase NUDT19-like. Gene Ontology annotation, cellular component: mitochondrion. NCBI's taxonomy places the organism in Eukaryota, Metazoa, Chordata, Actinopteri, Anguilliformes, Congridae. Gene Ontology annotation, molecular function: hydrolase activity, acting on acid anhydrides, in phosphorus-containing anhydrides. The transcript is spliced from 3 exons. The coding region runs from base 119 to 1348 and encodes 409 amino acids. The record is from RefSeq and is a predicted model, not a curated record.